Messenger RNA from Symbiodinium necroappetens, 249 nucleotides. Lineage: Eukaryota; Dinophyceae; Suessiales; Symbiodiniaceae. The record is from the annotation of a GenBank genome assembly.
GACAUUGCCGGAUGGGCUGAGAACGAUCGUGGCGUCUCUUUCAUUUUUGGCCCGGAUGUUGUCACAAGCUUCCUUCAGAAACACGACAUGGACCUGGUGUGCCGAGCCCACCAGGUUGUUGAAGAUGGUUAUGAGUUCUUCGCAAAGCGCCAGCUCAUCACGCUAUUCAGCGCGCCCAACUACUGUGGGGAGUUCGACAAUGCUGGUGCCAUGAUGUCCAUCGAUGAGACGCUGAUGUGCAGCUUCAAG